CUGUGGACGGAGGGCAGGAAGAGUGCGCGCGUGUGUGAUCGCAAGAGGCGCAUUGAUCAAUCCCGGAGCACAGACACAGCACAAGGUCCAACAUGACCCGUUUCUAAUGCUGGGGCACGGUCAUAAUCAAGCCCACUCUCACCCCAGAACACAGAUCGUGCAGCAGCAACCCCGCCCGAACCCGGAGAUCGGGUUGGAUUCAGGAGGCGCACCGAAGGUCGGCGGAUUGAAAACAGCAGGGCGGCUGAAAUCGGGUGCACGCGCGUUUUAGAAGAGAGAGAAAGAGAGAGAGGGAGGGACUGCCCGUGCAUUUGGAGCCAUGAGAGAAUACAAAGUGGUCGUUUUGGGAUCCGGCGGCGUGGGAAAAUCGGCUUUGACCGUGCAGUUCGUCACCGGAUCGUUUAUCGAGAAGUACGAUCCGACGAUAGAGGAUUUCUACCGCAAGGAGAUUGAGGUGGACUCGUCGCCCUCGGUGCUGGAGAUCCUGGACACGGCGGGGACCGAGCAGUUCGCCUCCAUGCGCGAUCUGUACAUCAAGAACGGGCAGGGCUUUAUACUUGUUUACAGUCUGGUCAACCAGCAGAGCUUCCAAGACAUCAAACCCAUGCGGGAUCAGAUCAUCCGCGUCAAACGGUACGAGAGAGUGCCCAUGAUCUUGGUGGGGAAUAAGGUGGAUCUGGAGGGAGAGAGGGAAGUCUCUUCCGGGGAAGGCAAAGCCCUGGCGGACGAGUGGAACUGCCCGUUUAUGGAAACUUCAGCCAAAAAUAAAGGCUCGGUCGACGAACUGUUCGCAGAGAUUGUCAGACAAAUGAACUAUGCCUCGGCGCCAAACGGAGACGACCAGUGCUGCUCGUCUUGUGUUAUUCUUUAAAAAGAAAUGCAUUUGUUAUUAUUAUUAUUAUUCUCGUUUGCCAUGGUGAGUGAGCCACACUUAAAUAAUGACUCCGUAAGACAAAAAGAAAACUAUAAAGUUUGCUCGAGGACAAAAACAUACACAUCGCUUAUUUCUGGUGUUAACUGUCAUCACAGUAUUCCUAUAAAGUGUCCUACCAUGUCUUGCACAUGACAAGAAUAUUGAAACCAGUGUUUACAUGACAGAAUACUUGAAUGUUCUGGGAUCUAGACAAACCAACACUUUAAAAUCACGGGCACUUGAGUUCCCCCCCCCCAUCAUCAGACAUUGUUGCCAGGUGCCUAGCUGUGUGGUAUUGUCGUUUGCAACACAAACGAUCAGUAGUAAAUCAUGUUGUUGUUUUUUUGUUUUUUGUCGAGGUAUGUUGCAGGACUUCUGUUCUUUUGAGCUACAUGUCUCCCCCUGGCCAUGGCUUUUUUUUUUUUUUUUUUUGGAGUUCCUCAAGGAGACCCCCUGGAAUAGUGGAUGACUCUUCAGGAAUUACGCUCGAGUUGGAGUAUCUCUUCAAGCACACUGAAUGCACACCAUUGAUGGCUGAUAGUCGCCCGUUUCGGCUUGCACUCAUAACUGGAACUUAAACCCCAAGACGUGAUAAAACUGAGACACGGACGUUUCUAAAGCGGAGGAGUUUAACAGAAAAAAAAAAAAAAUUGCUAUAUUUUACAUGCUGCACAUUAUUUGGGUUGAAGGAGCGCGUGGACUUGGCAACCCGCGUUGUGACUCGUUCAAAGUAUUUUUUAGUUUGCCGGCGGAUGACGUCACAAUUGAAAACCACUUUCACGUGCCACUUUCCCCCCCUUCUCCUUUAGCGUGCGCGAGGACUUUAUUGUUGUGACGUGACGACGUCGGACCUUACGUCACCGCGUCCAGUGCCUUCCAAAAAGCUGUUCACGAGUUUAGUGCCAACCUGCAAGGGUCUGCAAGGAGUCUCAGUUCAUGGCAAUCCACAAAGUACUUAACUGUUACACUUUGCUAAUUGUUUUGGGGGUUAACAACAUUUUAAAAGGCCUAUUGUCAACGGAAUGUGUUUUUUUUCUUUUUUUUUUUUUUUUUCUGUUUUUUUCAGCCUUUUGAGUAAAACAUCUUUUUGGCUCUUUUCUCGAAACUGGUCUAGGUUCGGUCAGAUAUAGUUUGAAACACAGGUACUCAAGCCCCCAGACUCAAAACCACAAACCACUGUCUCUCAUGACCAGUUAAAUCAGGUCUUUUGUUAUUUUGUUAUUAACAAAUGUGAUGUACCAUUGAAAUUCUAAUCGAUUGUACGUUUAAUUUCAGACUGGCAUUUUAACAGCUGUCUGAUUGUUUUAAAAGAAAGACUUUUAAUACAAAUUGCAUUUUUUUUAAAUCA
Molecule: messenger RNA, 2261 nt
Organism: Myxocyprinus asiaticus (Chinese sucker)
Lineage: Eukaryota; Metazoa; Chordata; Actinopteri; Cypriniformes; Catostomidae
Product: ras-related protein Rap-2b
Exons: 1
Coding region: 320-871 (183 amino acids)
Biological process (GO): Rap protein signal transduction; negative regulation of cell migration
Cellular component (GO): plasma membrane
Molecular function (GO): GTP binding; GTPase activity; GDP binding
Source: RefSeq, a predicted model, not a curated record